Bolinopsis microptera is the source of this 6683-nucleotide messenger RNA. RefSeq names its product zinc finger protein 729-like. Bases 53 to 5776 code for a protein of 1907 amino acids. Gene Ontology annotation, molecular function: DNA-binding transcription activator activity, RNA polymerase II-specific; RNA polymerase II cis-regulatory region sequence-specific DNA binding. Lineage: Eukaryota; Metazoa; Ctenophora; Tentaculata; Lobata; Bolinopsidae. The transcript has 40 exons. The record is from RefSeq and is a predicted model, not a curated record. Gene Ontology annotation, biological process: regulation of transcription by RNA polymerase II. Gene Ontology annotation, cellular component: nucleus.
AGGCAGUGUAUGGUUAAGGACAAGUGUCUCACUUAGUGUCCCAGACCUAAACAUGGAUUUGCCUCCUAUGGCUGUUUAUAGCCGUCAGCGAAAACGAGAUGCUCAAAGUAGCGGAGCAGCUGCCAGUGCUGAUCAGACGGCACAGUUUAGUAGGGCUGCAUACCAGGGUCAGACAGAGAGAGGGGGCGGGAGGAGAACCAGGAUAGACAUACCUCAUGUAGAGGUUCCUACUGCUGAGGAUAUACUCAAGAUGAGAUCUCAGUACAGUGAACAGGACGGGAGUGCCCCCGACUAUCAGGGUUACCCAGCCCAACACGUGGGACGGACUGCGGAGUACAGGGGCUUCCCUCAACAACAUGGAGAGGUAAUCUACGACAUGGACAAACAGAGUCACAUUUACAAGAGGUUCAGUGCUAGGAAGAGUAAGAGAGAUGAGCUGGAGGGAAAUGAGAACAUUGACAGACAGAACAAAAUCCCGAAACAUGAUGAUGAUACGGAGGUAGCUCAGAACAUCUCCCAAGACACCGAACUAGAUGAGUUAGAUGAUGGAGACUUGUUGAUCAGAGAUGAUGAUCUGGAUGAUGAUGAUCUGGAUGAGCUGGAUGAUGAAUUAGCAGAUGCUAGCUACAUAGACGAGAGUGAGAUGAAAGCAAAUCGUGGAAACGAGCGCUGGAUGCGCAAUAUAGUGAAGUGCACAGAGUGUAGUGCUACCUUCAGAGAUAACAGGAAAUUGUUACUUCACAUCAGGACUGUUCACAAGGCUAACAUCGAACAUUUCUGUCAGAUCUGUAAAAAGAGUUUCCCCUCGAUAGCUACUCUAAACAAGCACAUGUUCCUCCAUACCCCUCCUCUGAACACUGACACUAAGUGCAAAGAGUGCGACAAAACCUUCACUGAUCCUGCACGCCUCGCGCGUCACGUUAAAGCCAUGCACAGACGCGGUGCUUACUCUAACUUUGAUGUGUCUGAUAGAGUAUCAGUAGCUGGUUCAGUAGACGACAGAUCUUCCAACAAGGAUCCCACUGACAACAGUUGUGAGGACUGUGGGGAGACGUUUACCCAACCCUAUCUUCUAAAGAGGCACCAACAGAAACAGCACGGAGUUAGCUUUAACACGUGCACUCACGAGAAGUGUGGUCAAAAGUUCCCUGAUCACCCCUCGUUACGACGUCACGUGGAUCAGACACACAGUAAGAGAAUGGAGUACCCCUGUGUUAUCUGUGACGAGACUUUCACCGACAGAAUGCACAUGUUCCGACACAAGUACGAGGAACACAAUAUAGAGUGUGAUUUCAUGUGCAGAGGGUGUGAUAAGUUCUUCGAUGAUUUGAAGGCACUGAGAGUUCAUAGUAAACAGGAGCAUGGCAGUGCGGCUGAGUGGCAGUGUAACCAGUGUAAACAAGUAUUUAUGCAGAGAGCCAGUAUGGAUAGGCACAGAUACGAAAUACACAACACUUUCAUUGAUAGUUUUUGUGCUGAAUGUGAUAAAUUCUUUGAGGAUCCGAGGAGUAUUAUCCGUCAUAACAAGGAGGUACACGGGAAGGUGACUGACUGGCAGUGUAACAAAUGUACAGCUAGUUUCAACGCUAGGUCUGGACUAGACAAACACAGAGUUAUGAUACACAACGAGCAAGCAGACUGCAUGUGCGAUGAGUGCGGCAAAUACUUUGAGGCUCCCCGUUCACUACGGCGACACAAAGAGCAAAUGCACAGCAAGUAUAGCGAGUGGUCAUGCAGAGAUUGCAACUACACGUACACCAACAGAUCCGAAUACGAUCAUCACAGGAGCAAAGUCCACCAGGAUGAGAGCGAUGUUUACUGUAACGACUGUGACCAGUAUUUCGACACAAUAUUUCUGCUGAGGAAGCACAACAAGGAUUUACACGGACGGGAAGACGAACUCAUGUGCAGAGCCUGUGAUCAGACAUUCAAAUCUAAAGCAGCCAGAGAUUCUCACAGGUACCAUAUCCACGAGGAUGAGGUAGAUACUAUGUGCAUGGAAUGUGAGCGCUUCUUUGAGGACCAACGAGCUCUUCAGCGUCAUAUCAAGGUAUCACACACCAGCAAGAAGCCCAUUUUCACAUGUGCUGACUGUGGGGCAGGGUUCACGUACCCAGUACUAGUGGACAGACACAGACACGAAGAACAUGAGGAGAGCAUUGAGACAAUGUGUAUCAGCUGCGACAAGUUCUUUGAGGAGAAGAAGAUGUUAGAGCGGCAUCUGAUGCGUGCGCACGGGGAAGGAGGAGAAACCCUGGACACAGCUGCUGCGCACAAGAUCUGGACCUGUGAACCGUGCAACCUUCUGUUUAACCAGAGGAGUAGAUUACAUGCUCAUCAGCACAAAAUCCACAAUGAGCUGGUGGAACACUGUGAACACUGCGCUCUAUACUUCGAAUCAACAACGGAGUUCAAACAACACAUGUUUGUAAAGCACGGAGUAGAUAUCAACUGGUCCUGCCCUAAGUGCGACGAGGCUUUUGAUAAGAAGGUGGAUCUAGAUAAGCACAGACGAGACAUUCACUACGAGAAGAUCAACACAAUCUGUCAGUAUUGUGACAAAGUAUUCGAGGGGCCAGCUCUAGUACAGCGACACAUCAGGAGAGUACACGAGAGCCAAUCUAAACACACUUGCUCUUAUGACGACUGUGAUGAGACCUUCAUGAACAAACUGUCCCUGUCCCGGCACUUGUACCAUGGUCACGGAGUACCUGUUAACCCUAUGUGUGUGGAGUGUGAUCUCUUCUUUACCAAUCAGAAAGAUUUCAGCAAGCACAACAGAGAAAAUCACGCAGUAAAACCGGAGAAAAUCAUCAACUGCGACAAAUGCACCUGUUCCUUCUCUGUACCAGGUGACCUUCUGAGACAUCUGCACGAUCUUCAUGAUGAGCCGCGCAGGCAGUACUGUGAGAAGUGCGACAAGUACUUUGGGAACAGGAAAGCGCUGUACAGACACAGAGUCUCCGUUCACGCAGCAGAUAAAGAGAAAGAUUUAGAAGAGGAAGAGGAGGAGGAGGAUGAGAGUUACAUUCUUUAUAGGUGUCUGGAAUGCAAUAUAGGAGAGUUCCCCAGCAAAACAGGAUACAUGAACCACAUGAGACUAACUCACGACCAACACUGGGAUACUUACUGCUUCAAGUGUGCUGCUCACCAACCGACUUCUAAGCGCCUACUAAAGCACAUGCGUGAAGUCCACAAAAUCCCGUUCUUCUGCGCACGGUGCGAGCAGAUAUUCGACAAGCGCAGCGCGCUGGACAAGCACAUGAGAGAGAAAGACUUGAAGAGGAUAGACACUUACUGUGAACCAUGUGACAAGUACUUUGAAGAGCUAAGAGGGCUGGAGAGGCAUCACAAGACUAUGCAUAACACUUCUGAGAGUGUUUACAGUUGUAAUACUUGCAAUGAGGUAUUUGAGUUCCUCUCAGCGCUGGAAUUCCACAGAAUGAACGUGCACAACGAGCGAGUAGAAACUAUUUGCGAGAUAUGCGGACUAUUCAUAUCAGAUGCUAAACGGCUGAUGAAGCAUUUCAAGAGUCACACAGACCCUCGUGAAGAUGAUCAGGAGAGUGAGCAGAUCACGUGUAGUCUCUGUCCCUCCGUCUUUAUCAGAAAGACAGCAUAUAGUCGGCAUCUCUACGAGACACACGGACAGGAUGUUGACUGCCGGUGUGCGCUCUGUGACAAAUUCUUCAUAGACUCCACUGCCCUGAACCGGCACGACAAGCGCGUGCACGGCAUGGUAGCAGAAGAACCCCACUGCGCAGAUUGCGAGCUCUAUUUCUCGCGCGUCUCCCUCUACAACCGUCACAACCACGAGAAACACGCAAUGGACCCGGAGUUUUACUGUGAGACUUGCGACAAGUACUUUGAUGAUAACCCCAAGUUGAGGCGACACAAGUGGCAGGUCCAUGGGGGCACUGAGGCUCACCUCACCUGUGAUGAUUGUAGUAUUGAGUUUAACAGACGUUCUCAGUACAACAGGCAUCUGCACGAGAAGCACGACGACCCUCCUGUAGACUACUGUGAACUGUGUGACAAAUACUUUGAUGAUGGGCGGAUGGCUGUCAAACACAUGGACUCCUUCCACGCAGCUGAACAAGGUCGUAUAAUCUGUGAGCACUGUGACGAGCGGUUCGACAAGAAACACAAGCUCAACGAGCAUCUAACUGUUAUACACAGCAUAGCUGUUGAUUCUCACUGCGAAAAAUGUCAGAAGUUCUUUGAUGAUAAGAAUGCGUACAAGAGACAUUUCAAGCAAGUCCACGGUAACACAGAGGGAUGGGUUUGUGAAACGUGUGAGGAAACCUUCCCAAGGAGGACUAUACUCAACAGGCAUCGGCACGAAGAACACGGUGAAACUAUAGAAAGUAUGUGUAUUGAAUGUGACAAGUAUUUUGAAGACCCGAGGUCCCUGAAAAGACAUAUGAGAUCUGUACAUGAUAGGCAAACUGAGUUCAAGUGUAGCACUUGCGAGGUAAUUGAAUUACAGGAAGUGUUCCCGUCCCGUAGUGAAUACGACCGGCACUUGUACUAUGUGCAUGACGAAGAGGUUGUUACCAUGUGCCUGGAAUGUGAUAAAUUCUUUGAGGAUGCCAGAUAUCUGAGAAACCAUCUACGUGCUGUUCAUGACUCUGUUGAUAAAAGUGGCCACGUGUGUAGGGACUGUAACCAGAACUUCCCUGGUAAAGUACCCCUGGACCGGCACAAGUACGAGGUACACGGUAAACGGAUCGACACGCACUGUGAACAGUGUGAUAAGUUCUUCAUGGACACUACCAACGCUAAGAAGCAUAUGAAGUUAAUGCACCCUAUACAGAUGCAGUACGCGUGUACAAUGUGUGACGACAUGUUCACUGAUAGGGUGUCUAAAGACAGACACAAGCUCGAACACCACACUAUCGAGCCAGAUUUCAUGUGCAAAGCAUGUGAUCAGAUCUUCUUGUCGGCGUCUCAACAGAAGAACCACAACAGUGUUUAUCAUAAGGGACUAGAAAUGAACCCCUCCGGCAGUGGUCUUAAUUUUGAAGGGUAUCAGGACUUGUACUGCAGUCUGUGUCACAAGUCAUUUGAGGAUAUCGGCAAGUUAACCCGUCAUCGCCGCACCAUGCAUAGUAACCAUAGUGAUGAUGAGCAAUACACUUGCAACCAGUGUCACGAGGUAUUCAAGUUCAAGACUCAGCUUGACAGGCACAGGUACAAAGUACACGCUGGCACUGGCCCCAACAUGUGCCAUCUUUGUAGUAAACUUUUCGACGACCCCGCGCGUCUCAAGCGCCACGUGCGCGCCGUGCACGAAAAACCCCGUGAGUUCCGGUGUCCGAGUUGUGAUGACAUCUUCCAUCAGAAGAUGCACUUAGAUCGGCAUCGUUACAAAGUUCACGCGGACCCCGGACCCAAUGUGUGCACGGAAUGUGAGAAAAUAUUCGAUGAUAAGAGCAAGCUGAAACGUCACGUGCGGGCUGUCCACGAGAAAUGCCGUGACUUUGUCUGUGCUAAAUGCAAGAAAGCCUUCUCCGCGCAGAUCUCCCUGGAUCGGCACAUGAGGAAAACACACUCUGACGCUGGGCCCCACAUCUGCAAGAUCUGCAACACUAAAUUUGAUGGUAAAGGUCUACUGAACAUGCACAUUAUGUUUGCGCACGGGGACACGACCGCGCCCAAAAAAGAGGAGCCAGUUGAGAAAGAAAGCAGUGAUGAGGAAGUGGAGGAGGAGAACAAGGGCGCUGAGGAUGUGGAGGCGGUGCAACCUAUAAAAACAGAGGAGGUAACUACUUGAGAGAGGGAGGGAGGGAGGUUUAGUUAUAUCAGCUUAUACUGUUAAAAGACUUUUUAUUAUAAUAUAUGCACUGCACAUUUGUGUGUGUGUGUGUGUGUGUGUGUGUGUGUGUGUGUGUGUGUGUGUGUGUGUGUGUGUGUGUGUGUGUGUGUGUGUGAUGUUAACUUUAGUGGACUCAAGGAUUUUUAUUGUGAGCUGUUAAAACUGUAUUAGUUGAGUUUAGAAAUAUUCAGGUUAUGAACCCAACAUUCCACAAGCACACUUUAUGAACCCAUACUUGUUUAUUUAAUGAGUUGACGAGUGGUGCUGUUUAAUUUUCAGAUACUUAAAAUGAUUCUUGCCAUGGUAAUCAAUUUUAAAUUUAAACAAUCAUACAGUUUGAAGCUUAAAAUUAUUUAAUUUGCACAGUUUUCAGCGUGUUUAUUAAUUUUCAUUAAAUAAUAGCACAUUGAUUAUGAUAAUAUUACGUUCAUACUUUAUCAUAAACUAAGCGAUGUUGCGUUACAUUUUCAAUAAUCGUGUGAUAGUUUGAUAUAUCCCAAGCAUCAAUCAUAAUCUACAUUUUAAAAACUUACUGCGUGAUUUACUGAACAACGCAGUACUGUUAUACUUCGUGAUAUUAAAACAUUUUUAAAUCGUUAACAAACUUAUUACCAGUUUACUUUAUGUAAUUAAUCCGAUAAUUGAACGAUAGGGCGAUUAUUUACUGGUAUUUUUCUGAAGUGUCUCUGUGUUCUUCUCGGCCGAUCGUAAGAAUCAACUUCAGAAUAAUAAUUUUCUGAAGGUUUAGAUCCUUGAAAAGAAAUUAGUUCUGCUAAAAUUCUUGUAUUAUGAGUGGUAUAGAAUGUUUAAAGUCUUAUACCUAUAUUAUUAUAGAAUGUCAAUUAUAUCCUUACAGUUAUUAUGA